AUGCUAGAGCACAUGCGGCAAUGGACGAUUCAUCUACCUCGCCAAGGCACAAACUGCGUCUCUCGUCUAUUUUCCAUUGCAAGACCGACUACAAACUCAGUUGAGUCGAAUGGCAAGCGCUUGAUUCCUCUAUCAAUCGACAAGAUAAAUGACCAAGGCGAUGGUGUUGGUACGUACAUUACUGAAGAAGGUCUAAAGAUACAAGUGAUGGUGCCAUUUACAGCUCCAGGCGAUGAGCUUGAGGUUGAAAUUUGGGACCGUGAUGUCCAAUCGAGAGUAAAAUGGGCUGCUCAUAAAUCUCAGAGCACAUGGCCACUAUUUGGACAACAAUGUCAUGUCUGGAAGCCCAGUAAUCAUCGAGAACAUCCUCGGUGCAGCAAAUACUUUGGUAUAUGUGGUGGUUGUAAACUGCAGCAUGUAAGUUAUGCCCAUCAACUUGUAGAAAAAGAAAAAUGGAUCCAUCAACUCUUUGCUUUGAGGGAGCAUUCGCCAGACAUGGAAAUCCGUGAAAUUCGAGGUGUCGAGACUGAUGGAGAACAUAUUGGAACUUACCAUUACCGUAACAAGAUGGAGUUUACGUGCAGUGCAGGUCGUUGGUUGUUGGACGAAGACAAGUUUUCAGACCAUGGCAAUUCUGCUGCAGCUUCUUCUUGCUAUCCGUUUACAGUUGGAAUGUUUCCCGUAUCUUCGGUCAAUACUCGACGGUCAAAGCAAGUUCGUAGCAAAAUUAAAGCACGUCGACGUUGUGCUACUGCGUGGAGCCCCAGGAUCUUGUCGCUAAAGGAAUGUUUGCUGCAGCAUUCAGCUUGCAACCGUUUGCUCCAGCAGCUAGUGACGAGAUGUGAGAGCGCAGGUCUAGAGGCGUAUGACUUUAGCACACACAAAGGUUUUCUUAAACAAAUUGUAUUGCGCCGCGGUGUAAACCGUGAGAGUCAUACAGAAAUUAUGCUAGGACUUGUCACUACAACAUUUGAUGGGGAACAAAGCGAACUGCUGAAGGGCAUUGUGCAGAGCAUUGUUGAAGACUGUAAGAAUGAUCUUCCAGCUGAAACUGGCGAUGCUACACGACUCGUAUCCGUCGUGGAAAGUCUCGAUUGCGAAGCUCAGCGUCAUUCUUGCAAGAGAAACAGUACAACCGAUAAUCUUACCGCAGGCAUCGCCCGCGAACGCAUUCUCUAUGGCGACUCGCAUCUAGAAGACACAAUUUUGGACCACAACUUCAAGAUAUCUCUCGGGUCUUUCUUUCAGCCGAACUCAGCACAGGCAGGCGUUCUUUAUCGCGAGAUUCAGCACAUGAUGGCAUUGCUUCCAGAGAAACCCGUGGUAUGGGACCUCUUUUGUGGCGUCGGUAGCAUUGGAAUUUGUGUGGGGUCGUAUGCCAAAGCUGUUGUGGGGUUUGAGCUUGUUGAUGCGGCCGUCGAGCGCGCUAACGUCAAUGCCCGGUUGAACGGGUAUGCUUCUAACCAUAUGCAGUUCUUUUGCGUCGACUUGACUAAGAGCUGGCAGGAAGAAGAUCUUCGAAAGAAAAUCGAUUCGUGCUCGGAUUUCGUGUUUGCUGACUUCCCAGACAUGGUGAUCGUUGAUCCUCCACGAGCAGGACUGCACAAAAAGCUCAUUAAGAUGCUGCGGCGCAUGGCACCACGUCACAUUUGCUACGUAUCGUGCAAUCCACACUCGCAAGCUUCUGAUCUCAAAGCUUUCUGUGCUCAGGCAAAGCCUGAAAUCGGAGAAUCUAGCACCUACCGGGUGCUGCAUUUACAGCCGGUUGACAUGCUUCCGCAUACUCUUCAUAUUGAAACAAUCGCGUGGCUCGAGCGUUGUGACUAG
This is a messenger RNA of Peronospora belbahrii, 1827 nucleotides long. Lineage: Eukaryota; Oomycota; Peronosporomycetes; Peronosporales; Peronosporaceae. The record is from the annotation of a GenBank genome assembly.